AUAUAUAUAUAUAUAUAUAUAUAGUUGAAAGAAAUGAAGAGAAAGAGAGAUCAGGCGGAGAUGGUGCCGUCGGAGAUAAGGGCCGCCAUCGACGAGCUGUUGCUUUUGGCGGCCGACGGCAAGAGUAACGGUGGCGGAGCCGCCGUGGCCGGCGGCGGUGAAGGUGGUUGUGACCAGAAAACUACUGUUCGUCAUUAUCUUCCUCUCAAGCCUUUCCUUGCUCUUUGCAAUUUGCUCGUUCAAGUUCUUGAUAAGAUAGGGCCAACAAUGGCUGUGCUGAGACAAGACAUUCAUAGCAACAUUCAGAGAUUGAAGAAGUUCCAUGAUUGUGACCCUUCAAUAUAUUGUGAUGUGGUUGAGAUUUUGAAGAAAGAGGCCAAUGAAGGCAAGGCCAAAAAGGGUCCUUCUUGCAGCAAAGCCUUUGUUUGGCUCACUAGAUCACUAGAUUUCACUUUGACUUUGUUACAAUUGCUCAUAAAGGAUUUCGAGAGAAAUUUGGAGCAAGCAGUCGAAGAAUCUUAUAACAUCGCUCUAAAACCUUGGCACGGUUGGAUUUCUUCAGCAGCAUACAAAGUGGCUCUCAAGCUUGUGCCUGAUAACAACACCUUCAUUAAGAUUCUCAAAUCCGAAAACGAAGAUGAUGAUGAUAAGCUCAAGGAGGACAUGGGAAGACUCGUCUCUCUACUUGCGCCCGUUUCAGAGCAAAACAGAGAGACUAUGGUGAAGAGCUUAUGGACUGGACAAGAUGAAAUGCACCUGAUGAUGGAUAUAAAAAUCUUCGAUACAAACGAAAAAUGUGAUUUUUUACGAUUUCAGUUUUGCUCGUUUAACGUGUUGUGUGCUUCGCUUUUGUACAGUGAAUAUAUGUAAAUAGUUUUUAACACCAAGAAGUACCAUACAUGCAUUUUUUUUUCUUUAUCUCGUAUGCCCGAACUUUAUGCAUUCGCGAAGAGUAACAUUUUACUGAAUAGCUUACAGAGUACUUAAAACUGUGAUCACAUUCACGAUUCGAAAACAUUUGCUGGUCGUCCGAGUAAAAAUCCGAUGAUAAAUAUACAUUUUUUUUUUAUUAUCCAGUGUUCCUUAAGAAAGGGCAGCUUGAAGAAGACAACUCAUCGUUCGUGGUUUUAACCUCACGAUCGGAAGUCGGACCCUUCACGAGAGCUCCUAAAAGUUCACCACGAUCGUAAAAGAACUCCACUUUCACAAUCUUCGAAUUCUCAUCCACCUAUACAACCACAUCAAUUGUACAAAAAAAACCAUUUAUUACCAAAUUACAUAGGCGAAAUUGCAUAUAAAGGCACCACCUUUAAGACUUUUACAAUUUAAUCACCAUCUUUCAUAUGUUUUUGCAAAUCUAAGCAUAAAUUUUAACUUCCGUUAGAUUGGAGCAGUAUAAACAGAAAGUCUAACGGAAAUAAAAUAUAUGAUUCGAUAUGCAAAACAUAUGAAAUGUGCUAAUUUAAACGCAAAUAACAAAAAGCGGUGAUUAAAUUGCAAAAACCUUAAAAGGUGGUG
This is a messenger RNA of Striga asiatica, 1518 nucleotides long. The record is from the annotation of a GenBank genome assembly. Lineage: Eukaryota; Viridiplantae; Streptophyta; Magnoliopsida; Lamiales; Orobanchaceae.